Molecule: messenger RNA, 2940 nt
Organism: Daphnia carinata
Lineage: Eukaryota; Metazoa; Arthropoda; Branchiopoda; Diplostraca; Daphniidae
Gene: Loxl2
Product: lysyl oxidase homolog 2-like
Exons: 8
Coding region: 522-2222 (566 amino acids)
Biological process (GO): peptidyl-lysine oxidation
Cellular component (GO): membrane
Molecular function (GO): copper ion binding; protein-lysine 6-oxidase activity
Source: RefSeq, a predicted model, not a curated record
CGACUCGAAUGUGGACCCGUUUGCCUCUGAAAACACUUUCAAAGUGAGUCCAGUGCUGCCCGCUUUUUUGCAAUAAUGGAAAAGAGUUGAAUUCCAUCGUCUUGUGAUUUCGAGAGAAAACAAAAGGUAGAACACAACACACAUUGAUGAAAGAUUUGCGCGCCUCGUGAGCUACUUGUACUUUUCAGUUGUUGCCGGGCCACACAUCACGCUAGCAAAAGACGGACUCAUCAGUCAACUCCGCGCUUUAUCGGCCAUAAUUUUAUCCGCCCUAUUUUUUUUUUGUUUUGUUUUUUGUUUUUUCGUUUGAUUGUUUUCUCUGCUAUUCUCUGGCGAGCAGUGGUAGCGUGUCCGGCAAUUGCUUCCAAACGGCAUUGACGGAUCGUAAGCAAGAGCCGAUCCAUUUCCUUGCGUGCGGUCCGAAUAGGAAAGUGUGUUGCCAUCUCGAUUUUUGGUUCGUUGAGACACAAAAAGAAACGGACGGUUUUGACUAGGCAAAAAAAAAAAAAAAAAAAAAAACAAUGGCCGGCCAAUGGAACAGCAGCAAAAGUUAUUGGAAAUGGCUGCUCUACCUUUCCAUUUUGUUGGCCAUUUUGGCUGAAGGCGAAGGCCAGCAACAACAGCAAGUACAGCGGCAAGAGCAACAAAGACAACGACCCAUCAGGGAUGGAACUCGUCGUCAACGAAGACAUCGAACGGACAAAGCCAAACUGAUCCAGCAUUACCUCAAGAAAAACGGCCGAUUGGAAGGAAUGGUCCGUAUCGUUGACGGUGUCCAUCCCAACGAAGGGAACGUUGAGAUUUAUCAUUCGGGCAAAUGGGGAUCCAUUUGCGACGAUGAGUGGGAUCUUCGUGAAGCGACGGUUGUCUGCCGUGAGCUGGGCUUCUCCGACGUCGUCCUAGAAACGCACAACUCCAUGUACGGUCCUGCCAGGUAUCCGUUUUGGAUGGACAACCUCUACUGCGUCGGAAGUGAAAAUAACUUGACGGAUUGCCGCUUCGAUGGUUGGGGCAUCAGCGAUUGCGAAGAAUCAGAAGCCGCUGGCGUCAUUUGCAAACCUGGCCCUUUAUCCAAAUUGAGCGUCGCGACAACAACGAUGAGUCCCACGACGACAUCAACAACAACGACGACGACGACGACGACGACGGUCAAGACAAUAUCUAAUAGUAGCGAUAGCAGCGCUGGCGAUGCAUCAGUGACGAAACGUCUGCAACAAGAUAUGGCUCCAGCUAUGCGCAUCAAGGAUGUUGUCGGCAGUAAAAGCAAGAUCCGCUUACGCGGCGGCCGGGCCAAAGAAGAAGGACGCGUUGAAGUCAAAAUCGGCGCCAACGAUUGGGGACUCGUUUGCGGCGACGGUUGGAGUUUAUUUGAGGCUGGCGUCGUGUGUCGCGAAUUGGGACUUGGCUACGCGCAAAACGCUUUGCAGACGGAUUUUUUCGGUGGCAAUCGCAGUUCGCUCGUCCUCAGUGGCGUCCGUUGUCACGGAUCGGAGAAAUCUCUCAUCGACUGUCUGCACGAUCGUUUCGGCGCCGUCAGCUGUCCAGGCUCCGCCAACAACAUCGCGUCCGUCGUCUGCGCUUCAGAAAUGGCGGACUUGGUGCCGGACCACCUGGAAAUGAUGCGGACGGCCCACCUGGAAGACCGUCAGCUCUUCUUCUUGCAGUGCGCCAUGGAGGAGAAUUGCCUGGCAGCGUCGGCCUACCAAGUGCAAAAGGACGACCCGUACGGAUGGCACCUGGAGACGCGACGUCUCCUCCGCUUCACGGCCCGCAUCGCCAACCUGGGCACCGCCGACUUUCGGCCUUUCAUUCCCAAACACAUGUGGGAAUGGCACGCCUGUCACAUGCACUAUCACAGUAUGGAAGUGUUUGCCCAUUUCGACAUCAUCAACUCUUCCGGGGUGAAAGUGGCCGAGGGACACAAAGCCUCUUUCUGCCUGGAGGACAACCAGUGCAGCAACUACGCCGAGCCGGUCUACAAGUGCGCCAACUACGGCGACCAGGGCAUCUCCGUCAACUGCACCGACACUUAUGCCUACAACAUUGAUUGCCAGUGGAUCGACAUCACCGACAUUGAUCCCGGCAUCUACACUUUCAAGGUGGUGAUCAAUCCGGAAUUCAAGGUGGCCGAAAUGUCGUUCGACAACAACGCCGUCGUCUGCACGCUCUACUACGGACAACAAUACGCCACGCUCUUCAAUUGUUCACUCCAACGUCCUUGAAAAUGUCUUCAUUUUCUUUAACCUAUUUUUUUUUGUUUCGUGUUUAGUUUAUUUUCAAAAAUCGAAAAGAAAUGGAAGCGCUGCGUCCGUCAUAUCCGCUCGUCCGAAAACAACAAUUUCGUGCGGGACUGGAACGGAAAUUAAAAAUAACUAUCGUGCCUUAAUUGUAGCACCUUGGUGCCGCAAGAAUUUUCAUUAAGACGGUUGACGAGUUGUUGUUAUUUGGGCAGGAUUUGCAUGGCGUCAAAUGCGCACGUUCAUCUAGUUGAUUCGAUUUUGUCUUUUGAUUCUUUAUUUUGAAUGAAAACGCCGCAAUGUGUUCUAUUCUGGCCGAUGAGUUUUUCAUUGGCGCCCAAAAAUUUGUGUCUAGUUUUUCUUUUCUGAUGGCUAAACAAUUCGUUUCAAUGUGUUCAACUUGUCUGCAACUAUCGAUCGUCUCUUAGUACAACGCGACGCAUUUGAAUCGUCGUCGUCAUUUGCCAAUGAGAGAAACCAAUCGAUUUUCUUUUUUUUUUUUUGUAUUUCAAAUUGUUUCCCGAUUUGAAAGAGCGUCGUCUCUGUUUGUGCCAACUUCUUCUUCUUCAUUAGGCUUAUUCUAACUACCUUUUUUUUUGCCUUGUAUUCCCGCCGUAUGACGACCUUAUUUUAGACAACAACGUUUUCAUGUUUCAUUGUCGAGACGACAAAUACACGGAUCGUGUUCUUUUCUCUUUCAAAA